AUGUUCCCCACCAACGCCGGCAACAUGUCGAUGGGCGGACUCAACAACAAUGGCAACGUCAACGGCGGCAACAUGGGCGCCGGCCUCGGCUUUGGCAUGAACAACAACGGCAGCCAGAUGCACGGCAACAUGGCCAACGGCGUCCAGUCGCAGGAGACCGGCAAUUCCCAGUCCACCUCCGAAUACACGCUCGCCGGCAUCCUCCACCAUCUGCAGAGCGAAUGGCGCCGAUACGAGAAGGACCGCAACGAUUGGGAGAUCGAGCGUGCCGAGCUGCGCGCACGCAUCGCCCUGCUCGAGGGCGAGCGCAGGGGCGUCGAGAACCUCAAGACCGACCUCAUGAGGAGAGUCAAGAUGCUCGAGUACGCUCUGCGCCAGGAGCGCUCCAAGUACCUCUCGUCCGGCGGCAGCACGAUCAACUCGCAGUCGGCAUCGUCUCCCUUGUCGGCCAACGCGCCUCCAGCCAAAAACCCGCUGUUGCAGGGCCUCGAAAAGGGUACCUCCAGCAGCGGUCGCAGCUCGCCCGCCCCCUUCCCCGAAGCUGCGCCUACGGCAUCCGCCAUCGCAGCCGCAGCAGGCUCGGCAGGUGCGAUGGGCACCGGCCUGCUUUCGCGCUCCACCUCGAGCGCCAAGGACCCCAAGUCGCGCGCCAAGAGCCGAGAGUACCUCAAGCAGUGCCUGCAGGAGAUCUCCUACCUCACCUCGGCAUCCACAUUGAAUCCGCUCCCGGACCGCGGCAUCGCCUCGGGAUCGGCUGCCAACGGCACCAACAUGCAGAGCGCGCUACGACCCCGAAAGACGAUGCUCGAAAUUGUGCCGCCUACGCUUCCUGGCCCUACCGAGUCGCACGCCGCCUUGGCAGGAUCCAUCAGCCGCGCAUCGGGAGCCGCACUGGGCAUCCCAAAUGCCAAGGGCGGUCGUCCCGGCCGAUCUCCGCUGUUUGCCUCGGAACCCGUGCUGGAGGAAGCGAACGAGACUGAAGAGCCUCAAGAAGGCGGCCUGGAGACCGUGCCAGAACAGCGAGAGGUGGAUGGUGCAGAGCAGCUCAGUUCUGGCGCUGAAUCCGUCGCGCCUCUCAAGAACCCUCUGAGCGCCACGUUCGCCGAGCCCGAACCUUCGAGCAGCGCCAGCCCCGAGGAGACUGGCGACGAGCAGCGCGAACAGGACGAGGCGCCCGGCAGCUCGGGCUCUUCGGACUCGUCGCGCUCGUCGCAGUCGACGGACUCGCGCGGCAACUCGGCGGGUAGCAUGACGGACCAGGAGAUGGACGAGCAGGAGCAGGUGACGGCCAUCUUCAAGCCGGGCGGACGUGACUGGCAGAAGCUCAAGGAGGCAGGCAUCAAGAGCCGCGAGCGGCGCGAGAGCGAGCGACAGGGCCAGGCGGCGGAAGAGGCGUCGAUCAUCUCGGAGGCGCAGCAGCAGCUGGCCAUCACGUCGGAAAAGGUGAAUCAGCUCAUGAACCGUAGCGGACGGGCGGCGGGCUCGGAGCGCAAGGACGAGGAGGAACUGGCGAACCUGAGCCUGGUCGCCGAGGACGACGAGGCGGCCAAGGAGGCGGCGGAGGCGGCGGCGGACAGCCUGCUGUGGAAGUCGAAAAAGGUGCUGCGAAGCCACCUGGACGCGGUGCGAGCGGUGGCGUUCCUGCCAAAUGAGAUGUGCCUGCUCUCCACGUCGGACGACAACACGAUCAAGUUCUGGAACCUGGAUGCGCAGACGCUCAACCAGCCUGCGGGCAAGUCUGGCACGGACAGCCAGCCGCUGGUGACGUUCCGUGGCCAUUCUGCGGCGGUGACGUGCGUAGCGGUGUCUCGCAGCAAGCGACGCUUCUAUAGCGGCAGCCUGGACUCGUCGAUCCGCGUGUGGCAAUUGCCAGACGGAUCGACCGAGGCGUACCCGCCGUUUGAAAAGUCGAUGGAGCUGGGCUGCCUGGUGGGCCACUCGCAGGCGGUGUGGGAUGUGGCGCUGGUGCCGGAGCGUUCGGACGACGAGGGCCGACUUGCCAGCGCGUCCGCCGACGGACUGGUCAAGGUGUGGAACGUCGGCGCGAGCCAGGCGGAGGGCAAGUCGAAGGCGGCAGCGACGCUCGAGCUGAGCUGGGACUACUUUGGCAGCGAGCCUGCGGCGGAGGCGGCCAAGGAGCGCGAGAACCUCGAGAAGAGCGGCACGCUGCCGGUGCCGACGUGCGUGGAGGCGUGCCACUGGGACCUGCGUCUGGUGGCGGUGUCGUACUCGAACUCGGUGGUGAAGCUGUUUGAGCUCGACACGGGACGACAGGUGCGCCAGCUCAAGAGCGACGAGACGUUUGACGGCACGGCCGAGACGCAGAUCAACAAGCUGGUGACGCAUCCGACGCUGCCGCUGCUCAUCACGGCGCACGAGGACGGCUACAUCCGCAUGUUUGACCUCGACACGGGCGCGUGCACGCUGUCCAUGGUGGCGCACCUGGAUGCGGUGACGUCGCUCGACAUCGACGCUUCCGGGCUCACGCUGGUCUCGGGCGGACACGACUGCAGCGUGCGAUUCUGGGAGAUCGCCGGCGGCACGCUCUCGGGCAAGGAGGGCAGUGGCGUUGCGGGCGGCGAGGGUGGCCAGUCCGGGUCGGCAUCGAGCGCAGUGUGCCGACAGGAGAUCAGCUCGCACCGCAAGAAGGCGGGCGAGGGCGUGCUGGCGGUCAAGUACCAUCCGACAGCUCCCUACUUUGCCUCGGCAGGCGCGGACGGCGUGAUUCGCAUCUACGGCUGA
Moesziomyces antarcticus is the source of this 2742-nucleotide messenger RNA. RefSeq lists its product as uncharacterized. Lineage: Eukaryota; Fungi; Basidiomycota; Ustilaginomycetes; Ustilaginales; Ustilaginaceae. The record is from RefSeq and is a predicted model, not a curated record. The transcript has a single exon. Gene Ontology annotation, molecular function: protein binding. Bases 1 to 2742 code for a protein of 913 amino acids.